Rodentolepis nana is the source of this 369-nucleotide messenger RNA. Lineage: Eukaryota; Metazoa; Platyhelminthes; Cestoda; Cyclophyllidea; Hymenolepididae. The record is from the annotation of a GenBank genome assembly.
AUGCGCACCCUUGCAACAGCAGUAGUCGUAUUUCUCCUUGCCUUUGGAAUUGGACUCCUGAUGCGUUUCUGGCCACAGUCGUGCCUGUGUCAUGUACAUGGACGACUUGAUGGCAAGGUUGCUUUAGUGACUGACGGUCCCUCGUUCAUGGGUGUUGAAGUAGCUGCGGAAUUAGCUCGAAGAGGCGCCACAGUUUAUAUUGGAAGUCAGUCGAGGAAUCAUUUUAAUAUCAUAAAGGACAAUAUUCUUCGUCUCUACGGUGAGUCAGGCGAACGCGAAAAAUAUGAUUUUGCCAAUGAGCGAGUACUUAAAGACCUAACUCCAAUUAAGGAAUCUCAGUCUCCUUCUCGGUUGGCUACGGUACACUAA